UCUCUCUCUCUCUCUCUCUCAAGGCUUCCUUUGACACUCUCUCUCUCAGAACAAUAGUUAGAUCAAAAUGAUGAUUUUUACAUGCAAGAAUCUGUUAUAAAUACUUUCUUACCAAUCUCAUUGUGAUGCGAUUUUGGUAGGGUUUUACAGAGCACAUUGAUGUUUGUUUUGAUGGCAGACCACAGUUUUGGCUGUGCAGCCUCAAACCUUCUAUGUACGGAAAACGAACAAUUGUGCUUUGAUGAUUUUGGUUCUACAGCCACAGAUGACCACAACCAUCCAACCAUUAAUCCAAAUUUGGGGUUUACCAAUGUUAGAUCAGACUCAUUGAUUGUUUUGCCGUCUCUUAAUGAAGAUAGUUUUGGUUUGAUGAUUGAGAGAGAAAAGGAGCAUUUGCCCAAAGAUGAUUACCUUAAGAGACUGAGACGUGGGGAUUUGGACUUGAGAGUGAGAAGAGAGGCACUUGAUUGGAUUUGGAAGGCUCAUGCUUAUUACGACUUUGGGGCUUUGAGUUUUUGUCUAUCAAUGAAUUACUUGGAUCGAUUCUUAUCGGUCUAUGAACUGCCUAAAGGAAAAAUUUGGACAGCACAAUUGUUAGCUGUGGCCAGUUUGUCACUAGCAACCAAAGUGGAGGAGAUAGAAGUGCCUCUCACUGUGGAUUUACAGGUGGGAGAACCCAAGUUUGUGUUUGAAGGUAAAACUAUACAAAGAAUGGAGCUUCUGGUGUUGAGCACCUUGAAGUGGAGAAUGCAAGCGUGCACUCCCUGUUCCUUCAUUGACUACUUCCUCAGAAAGAUCAAUAGUGAUGAAAUUUCUUCAGGACCUUUGCUUUCUAGAUCAAUUCAAGUCAUAUUAAGCACAAUCAAAGGUAUUGACUUCUUGGAAUUCAAGCCUUCUGAAAUUGCUGCAGCAGUGGCCAUGUCUGUUUCAGGAGAAAUACAACCCACAGACAUUGAUAAGGCAAUGCCUUGUUUCAUACAUGUAGAGAAGGCCAGAGUACUGAAGUGCCUUGAAUUGAUACAACAUUUGACAUUGAUCAGUGGGUCCACAAUUACAAAUGCGGCUAUUUCCUCUGUCCUGUCACUACCCCACAGCCCAAUUGGGGUGUUGGAGGCUGCAUGCUUGAGCUAUAAAAGUGAUGAGAGAACAGUUGGGUCAUGUCCAAAUUCUUCACAUAACAGUCCUGGCACUAAAAGGAGAAAACUAGACACACCAUCUCAAGAGUCAUGAAAUGGGAUGGUUGAAUGGGAGUUUUGGUGUGGCUUCGAAGGUGCCCCUUUACACACACAGACAACACAGAGAG
Messenger RNA from Ilex paraguariensis (yerba mate), 1303 nucleotides. The record is from the annotation of a GenBank genome assembly. NCBI's taxonomy places the organism in Eukaryota, Viridiplantae, Streptophyta, Magnoliopsida, Aquifoliales, Aquifoliaceae.